Penaeus vannamei (Pacific white shrimp) is the source of this 2384-nucleotide messenger RNA. The record is from RefSeq and is a predicted model, not a curated record. NCBI's taxonomy places the organism in Eukaryota, Metazoa, Arthropoda, Malacostraca, Decapoda, Penaeidae.
CAGCUGUUUGAGGGAAAAAGAGACGGAGGGCGACGCUCCCUCAGUUUUCAUUUAUUUCUCAGCGGUUUGGGGCAUUUAAUGAGGCAAUUAUGGGGGCUAUAACCAGUAGACAGAACGCUGGUGUGGAGGAAGUGGAUAUUGGGGUCAACCACGCCUAUAGAUACCCUCCAAAAUCAGGAAACUACUUCAGCAGUUAUUUCAUUAUGGGAGGGGAACGAUUUGACACAGCAGUGCCAGAGAUGUAUCUCUUUGGUGAGAACAUGGAUGUAAACUUCUUAGGUUCUCGUCCAGCUCCAUUUCCAUAUCCUGCUCCAACAGCAAAUGAGCCAAGCAAAACGCUGAAGGCACUCCUCAAUAUAAGGAAAGAGAGCUUGCGUUUUGUGCGUGCACCAGACGACUCUGCCAUGUUAAAAGAGGCAGAGGAUAGAACAGCCACAACUAGAUUUAACAUUGAAUUCACAUUUGACUGUGAUGUGCGAUGUGCUAUAACCAUCAUGUACUUCUGUACUGAAGAGGUGACAAGCAAUGGAAUAAUCUACACCCCACGUGAUCCAAACAUGAACUCAGAGACUUACCACUACAAGCGAGGAGCAAAUCAACAGUUUUCACAAGUUUGCCAUGUAUUCGACCCAUCACUAUACCCCGAGGAAGAUCUGAUGUACAGUUUUGACCGUGAAGUUAUGCCCAUUGUCAUUUACUGUCUGGCGGAAGAAGGAGAAGAUGAAUUCUCCACAGAGCCUCGCCAGUCCCAUGUGACCUUCGCUGUGGUGGAGAAGCACAGUGAGGGAUACGUCUUGAAGCCUCUCAAGCAAAAGCUGUUCGUGGAUGGGCUGUCAUACCUCCUGCAGGAAAUCUAUGGCAUUGAGAACAAAAAAGCAGACAAUGCUAAAGUGGCAACAGAGGAGGACACAGAGGAUAAUGGAGCUGAGUGUGUGAUCUGCAUGUGUGACCUGCGAGACACUCUCAUUCUGCCCUGCCGUCAUCUGUGCCUGUGUAAUUGCUGUGCAGAUUCCCUCAGAUACCAAGCAAACAACUGCCCCAUUUGUCGUGCUCCAUUCAGAGCUUUGCUGCAGAUAAAGGCCCUUCAGAAGAGUACUGGCCAGGUGACCAAUCCACAGCCAAACACUGAGGUGAACAAGGCCGCGCAUGUGGUAGUUUCGUUCUUGCCAGAGAAGCAAGGAGACUACGAGGAUGAUGAGGGUUGGCUUGCAUGCACUGCUUUGAUUGGAAACCUGGAUGCUCCUGACCUUGCUAAAUACCAACCUGACAAUUAUAAUUUUUUUGGCUGUGAUAAUGUCCCUCCAGGCUAUGAGGCAGUACCCUUGAUUGAGGCGCUCAAUGGCCCCUCGGUGGCUCCCCUGCAGCCCACAGCCCCUCCUGCCCAUGAUCUGUAUGUCCAGCUGCCUCAGAGUCCAGCAGAUGUUCCAGCAGAUGCCAUUGUUCGCAAUGAAGCUUCAAGAUGCUUUAUUGAGAGCAUCACAAUCAGGUCUGGCACAGGGACCUUGGAGGACUCUACCACACAGACAGAACAGCCACCCAAUUCUUGUGAGACGAAUAACAGUUCAUCUGUAGUUCCUGAGAUGCGUAUGUCGGUUCUGCUUGCUCAGGAGACAGACGAUGUCACAAGUACAAAGUUGGAGAACAUAACAAACACCCCUGUUUCUUCGGCAAAGAAGAAGGCAGGCCGCAAACAUUCCCGGGAGAAGCAGCAGUUUGGCUCUAAGGACAGCGUAAAAAUUGUGAAUGAAAUUGGGGGACAGCGUAACAAGGAACCUGUGGACCCGGCAGAAACGCGUAGCUUAUUGGAUGAGGACAAAUCAGAGGUUGACACUGGCGUUGAUAGCAGCCAGGACCCAGCCCUACAGCAAACAGUGCUGGAUCCUGAGGAACAACCUCAAAAGGAAUUGCGAGCCCCCCAGGCAGAGGCAGAGGUCGAUGAGGAGGAAAUUGGAGAAGAGGAGCCGGAGUUGGAAGAAGAGAAUGGGGAAGAAGUCGAAGGAGAAGACAAUGACACUGAGAAUUCCCUCAACUCCCUCCCCACUUUAGCCAUGAGGUGUGCUCCCAACUCAGAUGUCGAUGUGGAGGACAGCAUAUCACAGGCCCCAACAGAAUCACCUGUUUGGACCCCCAGAAAGGAGGAAGUGGAAGGAGGGAAAAAUCUAGAGAAAGAGGAGGUGAUCACCAACGCUGAUUCUGAACCCAUAGAUAGUGUGUGAUUCACGCUAACCUCUUCUCUUCGUUAGUCGAUGCAAUGAGCCCAGUGAUCGUGCAGUAGUAAGACCUGUGGCUAUGGCUGUGUGUGGGUGUGUCUGUGGCUGUGGGUGCGAUUAAUGUCUUGUGCGUGGCUUGGUUCUAUUUAUUUAUUUAAACAUAUAUAUGUAUAA